Molecule: messenger RNA, 936 nt
Organism: Arabidopsis arenosa
Lineage: Eukaryota; Viridiplantae; Streptophyta; Magnoliopsida; Brassicales; Brassicaceae
Source: the annotation of a GenBank genome assembly
AUUGUUCUCGUAGUCACGGAUGGAGAUAUUUAGAAAGGCAGCGAUUGUACGUCUCCGUAGCCAUAACGACAAAUACCUAAGCGCCGAUGAAGAUCAAGAAUCCGUUCAUCAAGAUCGUCGCGGUACAACUAAAAACACCAGAUGGACGGUUGAGAUCGUACCUGGAUCCAAUGUGAUCCGUCUCCAAAGUUGUUACGGCAAAUACCUUACCGCCACUAAUAUUCAUUUCCUCCUUGGAGCCACCGGUGAAAAGGUACUUCAAACUCUACCGGGAAAGUUGGAUUCAUCUGCGGAAUGGGAGCCGAUAUCAGAUGAUGGUAUACACGUACGGUUCAAGAGUCGGUACGGACAAUAUCUAAGGGCGAACAAGGGAGUACCACCGUGGAGAAACUCUAUCACACACGAUAUUCCUAGUCGUACGGUCACACAAGAUUGGAUCAUGUGGAGUGUUGAUGUUCUCCAAAUUCGAGUUACCAAAGAUGAUGCAGAAUCUACCCAUAGUUCUUCCACGUUUUCACGGAUUGAGUCAGAUUAUUCAUUUACUGUGAGUUUGCCACUGAAAUCCGAAGGAAGACUAAUAUAUUACGAGAUCGGAGAUGAUUGUGGGAACAUAAAUAAGGAAAGAGGAGAAAAAUCAUUGAUAUUCCAUGGAAGCGAGUUGAUAGAACUAAAGAAGAGACUUGAGGAAGAAACAGAGAUGGAAGAAGUUAUGAUCUGCUGUAGAAAUCCUCUAAAUGAAAAGCUUUGUCCUCUUCAAUUGCAUCUUCCUCCAAACAACGCAACUAUGCACAUCAUCGUCUUUCCUUCUUCUUUCGGUACUAAACUUACCUCCUUCAAAAUAUUGUUAGCAAUUAUCUAUGAUUAAAAUAUUGCUUAUAGCAUUUCUACUUUCUUUCAUUCGAGGAUUUCGAUUUCCAAUAAGAUGUUAGGUAUAUU